AUUCUCAUCAGCGGUGAGUGUUAAUAUCCAGUGCGCGCUAAGGACGCUUUCAUCAACGAUCUCACAAAUCAAAACAACUUUAGAGCCCUUCGAUGCAUUGACCGAAUAAUCACGUGAGAUCAGGUAGGACCAACACCUGGAACUCUUGCCGGAUAACAAAGCUCCAAUUCUCUCUCUCUCUCUCUCCCCUUCUGAAACCCUAGAGAGCCCGUGAAAUCCUCUCUCCGUCUGACUUCUCUGGCUUUUCGACGACUGUGAUUUUGAUCAAGCUAUAGUUGCAAGUAUUGCAAUUGGAUAACUUUUCAUGCUGGCAGUGUGAACUUCUUUCACCAAUCUCCAUCUAAAUCUCCGGGACUGUGUAAUGGAUAAGGAAUCUGCUGAUUCCACAACUUCACCUCAAGUUACAGCUCCUGAGGUACAACCAUCUGCUCCUACAGAUUCUGUAUCGGAGAGUUCUCCGCGCAAUGCCCCAUCUAAGUUAACAUCAUGGGCCAAGAGUUUGAAAAUUCCUCAGCCAUUGGUGGGAACCCAAGAUGUUUCACCAACUGAAAAUUCUGGGAAAUCUACCUUUGUACGCUUUACAAGUGGGUUAGGAUUCCGCUUAUCUCCAAAAGCUCCUUCUCCAGCUGAGAGUUCAGAUGGAAUCUCAACAGAGACGCAACCUGGUUUUAUUGGGACAAUUACAAAAGGGUUAGUUGACUCUUCGAAAAGUGCAGUGAAGGCUGUGCAGGUUAAGGCUCGCCAUGUUGUCUCUCAAAAUAAAAGAAGGUACCAGGAAGGAGGAUUUGAUUUGGAUAUGACAUAUAUCACCGAAAACAUUAUUGCUAUGGGCUUCCCUGCUGGUGAUAUGAGCUCUGGAUUUUUUGGCUAUGUUGAGGGUUUCUACAGAAACCACAUGGAAGAAGUCAUUAAGUUUUUUGAAACUCAUCACAAGGACAAGUACAAAGUAUACAAUCUUUGUUCUGAGAGGCUAUAUGAUGCAUCAUUGUUUGAAGGAAAGGUAGCUAGUUUCCCAUUCGAUGAUCAUAAUUGUCCCCCAACUCGGCUGAUAAUAUCAUUUUGUCAAAGUGCCUAUUCAUGGUUGAAAGAAGAUAUUGAGAAUGUUGUGGUGGUGCAUUGUAAGGCGGGAAUGGCAAGGACAGGGUUGAUGAUUUCUAGUCUUCUUCUCUAUUUGAAGUUCUUUCCAACUGCUGAGGAAUCUAUGGACUACUACAACCAGAAAAGAUGUUUUGAUGGAAAAGGGCUUAUUCUUCCGAGUCAGAUUAGGUAUGUCAAGUACUUCGAACGUGUUUUAACGUACUUCAAUGGAGAAAAUCCACCUCCACGCAGGUGCAUGCUUAGGGGCUUUCGGCUUCAUAGAUGUCCUUAUUGGAUCAGGCCCUCUAUUACAGUUUCUGAUCAUAAUGGUGUUCUCUUCUCUACAAAAAAGCAUCCACGAACCAAAGAUCUUUCGCCGGAAGAUUAUUGGUUUAGUGCUCCAAAGAAGGGGGUAAUGGUUUUUGCUCUGCCUGGGGAACCGGGUCUAGCGGAGUUAAAUGGGGACUUCAAAAUCCACUUUCAUGACCGUCAAGGAGAUUUCUACUGCUGGUUAAACACAACAAUGACAGAAAAUAGAAAACUUUUAAGUACUGCUGAUCUUGAUGGCUUUGACAAGAGGAAACUACCUUCCCCAGGAUUUCAGGUUGAGGUUGUGCUUGUAGAUUAUAAUGGCACUGUACCUAAGACGCCUAAUGCCGAAUCGACUACCAAGAUAUCAGAUGAAGGCUCGCAAUCUGCUCUUUCAACAGUUGAAGGAGCUCCCGCUGCUCUAAAGCCAACCAAAGACUCCGGGACUCAAGAAAAGGACGAUGUGUUUUCAGACAGUGAGGCAGAGGAUGGUUCUUCAAAGAGCCGGCGAGCAGAAGCUGCAGCUUCUGCAGUGGGCGAAAGAGUCAUCCAUACCACCUCAAGUUCUGAAACCAAGUCCAAGCCCGAUGAGAUUGCAGGUUUGACAAAAGCGACUGAACAGGUUUCUAUUGGAAACACAGGGUCUGCCCAGGCGAGCACUAUUGGUGAGCCAAAAAGUAAUGUCGCUGCAAAUGUCCCCAGUGCUGAGGUUCCCAUUUCUGAAAGUGAGUUCAAGGCAAUGGCCGCCGAUGCCUCUGUUUUUUCAUUUGGGGAUGACGAAGACUAUGAAAGCGACUAGAUUUGCUGGGAUCGGGAAAUUCGUCUGUACAUAAAAUUGAAUUGUGUUCAUUCCAUUCCUUUGUAACUCUGAAGGUUCUUGUUAUUGGAUCCGGUUAAAGCGAAGAUCACUAGAAGGUGCAAAAAUAAGUCUAGCUGAAUUUAUGACUGGAUUUCGUGGAAUUUGUUUUAUUGAUUCCAAGAAAAAAGAAGUAAAGAAGAAACCCUGUAUUUUAUGUCUAGUGUUUUUCUGGUGUAAUUACUGUCAAUCAUGCAUAUGAACUGCGUUGUUUUCUGUUCAAUACGCCUUUUACCUUUCCAACGCGUCUGCGUUGGCUUUGUCGCUAUUACGACCACUUCCGAUCAUUACUUUCG
This is a messenger RNA of Morus notabilis, 2538 nucleotides long. Its product is annotated as phosphatidylinositol 3,4,5-trisphosphate 3-phosphatase and protein-tyrosine-phosphatase PTEN2A. NCBI's taxonomy places the organism in Eukaryota, Viridiplantae, Streptophyta, Magnoliopsida, Rosales, Moraceae. The record is from RefSeq and is a predicted model, not a curated record. Gene Ontology annotation, molecular function: phosphatidylinositol-3,4,5-trisphosphate 3-phosphatase activity. The transcript has 13 exons. Gene Ontology annotation, biological process: dephosphorylation. Gene Ontology annotation, cellular component: cytosol. The coding region runs from base 362 to 2185 and encodes 607 amino acids.